AUGAAACCUCCUCCGAGCUCGACGGCGGGCCCAGAGCCGCCGCCAGGGAGCUCGUCUCCAGCUCGAGUUUUUCACCUCUUUGGCAAGCUCCCAGUCGAGCUCCGGCUGCGAAUAUGGACUCUCAACCUCCCCGAAACCCGCGUACUACCCAUCAGAUGCGGUGACGCACUGACGUCUCCAGCGCCAUCUCCACCUCUGCGGCCAUCCUCCACACAGCCAUCCUCGACAGCCUCCUCCUCCUCUGCCUCGCUGUCACCCUUCACCUCGGGACCUGUGUCACCACCACUUGCACUACCAGUACCACCACCGCCGCCACCGGGACCCCCAUGCCGCUGCACCUGCUCCUCGCCAAUUCCGACGAACCUGCACGUCUGCCAAGAGUCCCGCGAGGACGCCCUGCGCCACUACCGCCUCGCCUUCGGCAUCGCCCGCCAGCCGCCCCGCAUAUUCUUCGAUCCGGAGCGGGACGUGCUCUACUUCGGGCCCCGCGACGGCUACAUGGCCUCCGAGGCCCAGUUCCGUACCGUGCUCGCCCUCGCGCGGCCCGAGGACCUCGCCCUGGUGCGGCGCCUCGCCCUCAACGACGCCCUCUUCUGGGCCGACGCCGCCGCCGCGCCGCGCUCGUACCACAGCGCCGUGGCCGCCAGCCUGACGGUUGAGGUGCUGCGGCAGGUGCGCCGGCGCCUGCCGGGCCUGCGGGAGCUCAUCUUUGUGCCGCGCGACGGCAACCCAGUCUACAGCGGCGAGGCGGCGCUCGUGGAGCCGCCGGUCGAGCAGCCGCGCCUCGCAAACCAGAUCCGGGUGGCCAUGGCCAAUGUCACACAGCAGUUUCCCGAAUGGGAACCGCCAGAGUGGAGCAUCAUGUCGCUCAGCUCGUCGUCCGACGCGCCGGCUUUUGCCCCGAGCCCCGAGGCCGUCCAGAUGGAUGGCGAGAUGCAAGGCGGCUUGGCCGGCGCAGACGCUGCUCCAGAUGUGUAUGCAAGUUUAAGAGAGGAUGACCGGAGCUGUGGUACCAGUCCGCAGACGUCAACGACGACGGACCUCGACGGACCCAGACCCCUCGAGAUCCGCACUAAUGAUAAUGAAAACGAGCAAGAACCCGAGGGGCUUGGAGAUAACGGCCCCACGAAAUGA
This is a messenger RNA of Thyridium curvatum, 1134 nucleotides long. RefSeq lists its product as uncharacterized. Lineage: Eukaryota; Fungi; Ascomycota; Sordariomycetes; Thyridiales; Thyridiaceae. The record is from RefSeq and is a predicted model, not a curated record. Bases 1 to 1134 code for a protein of 377 amino acids. The transcript is spliced from 2 exons.